AUGCUUCGAACUACAAUUGUUUGCUUAAUUGCCUUAGCUUUGCAGAUAUCUGCAUUGCCUGAAUAUAUUGAAAAUCUUGAACGUGAUUUAGCAUCAUUACCUGAAGAAUAUCAAUAUUUGGCUAAAGAAAUCAAUUCGAAGCGUGCAACUGAUAAUGAACGAAAUACUGAUGCAUAUUGUUGCACAAAUUGGCAACAUAUCAAUAAUGAUGAAGUAUAUACUAAAAUGCAAACUUCAUUAGUACCACAAACACAUACCGUUACAGUUGGUUAUCAAGAUUGUCAUGGAAAUAUUAAUCCAACUCGUCCACCAAUACCAAUUCCAUCUUCAACAAAACGUCCAAUUCGUCCUGUAGGAGGAAGUGAAACAACACCUUCAACUACGGGCUCUUUAGAAACAACAACCGGAUGUAUGUGGACACCAGUUUAUAAAACAGAAACUUAUAUGACUACUCAAUAUACAGUUAUAACAUAUCUUGUGCCAAAUUCGAAUACAUAUUGUGCUCCAGAAGAUUAUAAAUGUUGUCCAAAUUAUAUUAUGCUUAAUAAUAAUUGCGUUGAUAAAAACGUCGUUGCAAAUCUUGAAUAUCUUAUGCAACUUGGUUUAAUUGGUGGUAUUGGAAAGAAAUAA
Messenger RNA from Rotaria sp. Silwood2, 630 nucleotides. NCBI's taxonomy places the organism in Eukaryota, Metazoa, Rotifera, Eurotatoria, Philodinida, Philodinidae. The record is from the annotation of a GenBank genome assembly.